Solea senegalensis (Senegalese sole) is the source of this 971-nucleotide messenger RNA. It is a transcript of the gene crabp1a, whose product is annotated as cellular retinoic acid binding protein 1a. The transcript has 4 exons. Lineage: Eukaryota; Metazoa; Chordata; Actinopteri; Pleuronectiformes; Soleidae. The record is from RefSeq and is a predicted model, not a curated record. Gene Ontology annotation, molecular function: fatty acid binding. Gene Ontology annotation, biological process: fatty acid transport. Gene Ontology annotation, cellular component: cytosol; nucleus. The coding region runs from base 254 to 667 and encodes 137 amino acids.
UCUGUGUCUGUGUGUGUGUGUCUGUGUGUGUGUGUGAAUAAAUAAAAGAAUUGGGCAGAAGCACUUUGGUGUAACUGUGUGAACGAGAGGCUGAGCUCAGAGCAGAGGAGACAGGAGCACAGGGAAGGAAGAGGAGGAGGUUGAGAAAGAGUCAAAGAGAGACAGAGGAGAGCAACGAGAGGGAGAGAGAGAGAGAGACGAGAGAACGUGGAACAGGUUCUUUCUGCAGCCCUCACACUCAGCCUCAGCAGAUAUGCCUAACUUUACUGGCACCUGGAAGAUGAAGAAGAGUGAGAAAUUUGAUGAACUUCUCAAAGCUCUGGGGGUGAAUGCCAUGCUGAGGAAGGUGGCUGGGGCAGCAGCCUCAAACCCUCAGGUGGAGAUCCGUCAGGACGGUGAACAGUUCUACAUCAAGACAUCCACCAGUGUGCGCACCACCGAGAUCAACUUCCACAUCGGUAAAGAGUUUGACGAGGAGACGGUGGACGGACGCAAGUGCAAGAGUCUCGCCACCUGGGAGUCGGAGAACAAGAUCCACUGUGAGCAGACUCUGGUGGACGGUCCCGGCCCCAAGACGUUCUGGACCCGAGAACUGAAUGGAGAUGAGCUAACACUGAUAUUUGGGGCCGAUGAUGUCGUGUGCACACGGAUCUACAUGCGGGAAUGACACACCUGGAUCAGGACAAAGCAGAAACCCAGUUGGACCACAACCCACCACACUCUGUCAUGCUAACACAUUUGCCAAGUAUCCCGUGUAAUCUGUAGGUAUCAGUCUCCAUAUAGCCUCCACACGCAACAGCGUACAGUGUUUUCAGUAAUCUGGUUUAUCCGUAGUGAGUAUUGUGUCUGCGGUGCAGUAGCUGGACAUCUCAAGUGUCCACAUCAGCAACUCUUGUGUCUACAGUUGACGUACCAUUCAGUCGAGUUAUUUCAUGUUCAAUCAAAGGAAACAAUAAAAAUGAGACAAACAA